Molecule: messenger RNA, 486 nt
Organism: Paramecium sonneborni
Lineage: Eukaryota; Ciliophora; Oligohymenophorea; Peniculida; Parameciidae
Source: the annotation of a GenBank genome assembly
AUGAAAUUCACUAAACCUAUUCAGAUGAGAAUUUCUUCAUUAAAGUAAAUUCAAACAAGAUAAAAUCAAGUUAAACAUAAUUAUAGUCAGAACACAAAUGCUGCUAGUUAAUUAAUUAUUUAAAUAAUUAAUUAAAAUAUCUACCAAAAAAAGUGUAAGGAUUCCAAUAAACCCUAUUAUUAAACAAUAAAAAUAUUUUAUUCAUUUAUUUAGAAAGCAUCUAAAAAUUUAGAAGGACAAAAAAUUCUCUUCAUAUUUAUUUAUGAUUAUUUUCUAUUAACUUUAGAAAUCUUCAGAAAAAAAAUCAAAUAAAAUUUUUAAUAUAUAUGUAGUAAAAAGGAAGCCCAACCUAAAAUUAAUUUCUUAACUAGAAUUUGUUAUAUGGAUGGGUAAAUGGAUGAAUCAAUAUACAACUAGGUUGUUGAAACUGUAAAUUCUAAAGAAGUAAAUUUUACUAAAAUGAUUCGAAUAUCCAAUAAGUUUUGA